GCAGUCAUCGCCAUUUUGAAUUACAGCCACACUUCGCUGGCUGGUGACUGAAAGGAGCCAAGAUUACUUCGUUUCUGAAAUAUUUCUGCGCAUUCUAAGCUAUACUUACUGGAUAGAUAUUGUGAGGGAUUUACAUCGCUCUAAGUAUGGCUCACCGAAAUCUAAAACAGGUCAACAUUCAAAACAACGCACCGUCGCCGAAACCUCAGCAGCAGUACCACCAGCAGCAGCACACAAAGCGCAACAUGGACUCUCCAGGCAUGGAGCGAAGGCCGAAUGUUGCGGAUGGGAAAACCCCACCACCAAAGCCGCCGACGGCUGCCAGCCCUGCGGUAGAGGGGGAGGGUGGAGCCGGAGAGUCGCAGGAGAUGACGCUGGAUAUAAAGAGUUUCAGGAGACCCGGGGAGAAAACCUUCACGCAGCGGUGUAGGUUGUUCAUCGGUAACCUCCCGACAGACCUCACGGAGGAUGAUUUCAAAAAGCUGUUUUCCAAGUAUGGCGAGGCUAACGAGGUGUUUAUCAACCGAGACCGAGGAUUCGGCUUCAUUCGACUGGAAACCAGGACGCUGGCGGAGAUUGCCAAGGCAGAGUUGGACGGCAUAGUGCUGGGGAACCGACCUAUCCGGAUCCGCUUCGCCACGCACGGCUCUGCCCUCACGGUGCGGAACCUUUCGCCUGUGGUCUCCAACGAGCUCCUUGAGGAGGCCUUCUCAGAGUUCGGGCCCGUGGAAAGGGCUAUCGUUGUAGUGGACGACCGAGGAAGGCCCACUGGGAAGGGCUUCGUGGAGUUUGCCAACAAACCUUGUGCUCGUAAAGCCCUGGAUCGCUGUGCUGACGGGGCGCUGCUGCUCACCACGUCUCCUCGGCCUGCCAUAGUGGAACCCACUGAGCAGCUGGAUGAAGAGGAUGGACUCCCAGAGAAGUUGCUGGUGAAAUCUGUACACUACCACAAGGAGAGGGAGCACCCCCCGCGGUUUGCCCAGCCAGGGACAUUUGAGUUUGAGUACUCGUCCCGCUGGAAGGCCCUGGACGAGAUGGAAAAGCAGCAGAGAGACCAGGUUGAGCGCAACAUCCGAGAGGCAAAGGAGAAGCUGGAGCAAGAGAUGGAGGCCGCCAAGCACGAGCAUCAGCUCAUGAUGAUGAGACAAGACCUGAUGAGGCGUCAAGAGGAGCUGAGACGCCUGGAGGAGCUUCGCAACCAGGAGCUGCAGAAACGCAAGAAUAUAGAGAUGAGACAUGAGGAGAGGCGUAGGCAGGAGGAGGAGAUGAUGCAGCGCCAUCGAGAGCAGGAAGAGAUGAGACGCCAACCGGACGGCUUCAAGCCAAACUAUGCGGACACCAGAGAACAGGAAAUGAGAAUGGGUGAACUGGGCCCUCGUGGAGCCAUUAAUAUGGGAGAUGGGUUUAACCCCGCCUCUGUUGCCGGGGCCAGUGUAAACCAGGGACCCCCUCAAAUGAUUGGAAUAGGCAUGAGCGGAAGGGCCGGAGCCAUGGGCCCCGAGGGAACUCCAAACAUGGGCGCACCAAACAUGAUGCCAGACAAUGGAGCCAUGCAGCGCAACGAUAGGUUCCCCCAGGGGGCUCCUAAUCAGAUUGGUUCGUCCCCAAUGAGUGGCCGUCCAGGUGUCGAGUCCCCUCAGCAGCAACAGGCAGUGGGGGCAGGGCUUAUGGGGGCAGGGCCUGGACCUGCAGUGGGGGGGCCAGCAGGCUUCGGGAGGGGAAUCCCUGUUGUGGGAAACUAUGAAGGGCCUAACAACAAACGUCGCAGAUACUGAUUGUGUAAUUAUGUUUACAUUUUUUUCAACGGUGUACCCCAAGGCUCAAUAUUUGGAUCUCUUGCUUUUCCUUUCUCAUUAUGUAAAAUAACUGAUUUAUUUCCUCAUCAAAUGUUUGUUUCUGUUCUUAUAUUAAUUUGGGCUGAUUAUUUCCCUCAGCUUCUUCAUGUGUACCAAAUGUUGACUGAGGGGGGAAAAAAUACUUGUUUUAUAUCAAAAGCCAGGCCCAAUAGUCAUGCAAAACCACAAAUCUUCAAUGUUGGCCGCCAAAGGCCAAUAUCAACUGCGAUGUAUCUUGAUGUAGUCAGGUCUGUAGGUAAUGUUUAGGCCAAUAUUAACUGUGAUGUAUCUUGAUGUAGGCAGGUCUGUAGAUGGCUUAUAAACUUCUGUAUGAUGUUGUUUCUUGCUUUUUGCUAUCAGUAUCCUAUCCUCCUGUUAUUGUUGUUUUCAGUAGAUCCUAGUAACAAGUGAAGGCCUGCAUUGCCUCUGCAAUGGUUAGCUUACUUUGAUUUCCUCCCGUCCAUGGAAUGUAUUUCCCGUACAUUGCAUCCUGUAGUAGUAGUUUGGCUAACUGCAAUAAAACUGUGAAAUGCCAUUUUGUGAAAACUAAGUUGGUUGAAGUAAAAAAAAAAAAAAAAAAAAACUUUUGUAGCCUCUCUCUCUCUUGCCUUUUUUUUUUUUUUUUUUUUAGAUAUUUUGGGAUUUUUCUCACCUCCAUCCUUGUUUCAAGUAUUAUGAACGCAAACUAAUCUCUUAAUUUUUCAGAGCAGAGCCAAAAUAAUGUCUGUGUAAAACAUGCACAACCUUAUGUUGUCACCCAGAGUCACAUUUGUUUAUUUCCAAGCUAUAGGACACAAUAUUUUGCCAAGGAACAUCUAUCGUAGUAUCGCGAUACUGGUAUCGGGACAUCACUAUUGGGUGUAAUUGAUCCUCAACCAGGCAAAAUACCUAUAUUGGAUAUUCUGAUCAAUUCACUAGAGUUUAAUUUGAACCAAUAGGCUACUCUACAUUUUGUUAGUAAUUUCUUGUUCUUUUUCCGUAUAUUUAAAGUUUCUUGCAUUUUAAUUAACUCAACAUUAUAGACAAACUUUUGUAAUGUUGUCAUAUGUUAUGUCAAUUUAUCAUGACAUUUGAAUAUCCCGUACUCGUGCACUUACCUCUGUACUCGAGCGAGAGAAUUUGUGUUGCCGUGUGUGUAGUAACAUAGUAAAAUCAUGUGCUUGUCUUGAGUGUUGUGUGGAAGCAUGUGUGAUGAAAGUGUUUGAUCUUCAAUGUGUAACAUUUGCAUUAUAUUCCAGGUAAGUAUAUUCAAGUGGAGCUAUGACUAUACUGCAUGACAGUAUGUGGACACCUUCUCAUUGAACAUCUCAUUCCAAAAUCAUGGGCAUUAAUAUGGAGUUGGUCCCCCCUUUACUGCUAUAAUAGCUUCUGGGAAGGCUUUCCACUAGAUGUUGGAACAUUGCUGUGGGGAUUUGCGUCUAUUCAGCCACGAGCAUUAGUGAGGUCGGCACUGAUAUUGGGCGAUUAGGCCUGGCUCGCAGUCGGCGUUCCAAUUCAUCCCAAAGGUGUUCGAUGGUGUUGAUGUCAGGGCUCUGUGCCGGCCAGUCAAGUUCGUCACACCGAUCUCGACAAACCAUUUAUGUAUGGACCUCGCUUCAUGCACAGGGGCAUUGUCAAGCUGAAACAGGAAUGGUCCUUCCCCAAAUGUAUUUAUUUUUGAUUGAAUAUCCAAAACAUACAAUAUACUUGCAGUGAAGCCGCUCAACAACUACACCACACCAGUCAUCCAACACUCCCAUUCAGAGCGACACACAGAAGCAUCCAGGGUCAACCCCCUGCUAAAGGGCAUGUCAACAGAUCUCCCAGAAGGCCAAAAACGGAUCCAAACCCGCCUAGCCCGAACCAUGAAAAACAGUCAGACCAUUGUUCCUCGUCCACCAAACUUUACAGUUGGCACUAUGCAUUGGGGCGGGUAGUGGUCUCCUGGCAUCCGCCAAACCCAGAUUCGUCCGUCGGACUGCCAGAUGGUGAAGCGUGAUUCAUCACUCCAGAGAAUGCGUUUCCACUGCUCCAGAGUCCAAUGGCGGCGAGCUUUACACUGCUCCAGCCAAUGCUUGGCAUUGCACAUGGUGAUCUUAGGCUUUUGUGUGGCUGCUCGUCCAUGGAAACACAUUUCAUGAAGCUCCUGACGAACAGUUUGGAACUCGGUAGUGAGUGUUGAAACCGAUGACAGGCAAUUUCUACAUGCUUCAGCACUCUGUGGUCUUGUUCUGGGAGCUUGUGUGGCCUACCACUUUGUUGCUCCUAGCCGUUUCCAAUUCACAGUUACAGUUGACCGGGGAAGCUCUACUGGAGCAGCUCUGGCAGGGCAGAAAUUUGACAAACGAACUUGUUGGAAAGGUGGCAUCCUAUGACGGUGCCACGUUGAAAGUCACUGAGCUCUUCAGUUAGGCCAGUCUACUACCAAUGUCUGUCUAUGUAGAUUGCAUGGGUGUGUAUGCUCGAUUUUAUACACCUGUCAGCAAUGGGUGUGGUUGUAAUAGCCAAAUCCGCUAAUUUGAAGUGGUGUCCACAUACUUUUGUGUGUGUAAAUAUGUAUGUGUCUAGAACACAUAUACCCACUACAGACGAGUGAAUUCAACCGGUGAAGGAAUUAGUUUAGUAUCCAUCCAUCAUUAAGUAUUUUGAAUAUAGUAUAUAUGUUUAAUUUGUGUUAGCUGGCCAGUUUUUUAAAUUCAAAAGAAACUCAUAUCUUGCAACAUCUUAAGACAUUAAAUGUAGAUUUUUGGACUAGGUCUAUUCUGUGGUGCUGCAGUGUUUAGAAUGUUGCUGAUAGAAAUGUAUUGUGUAGAGCUGACACUGUUCCCUAUUACACAUUACAGAGCAUGUCUGUUCUAAACAAUGCUUUUCUAUUUAACUCUUGACUUUGACAAUAUAACGUAGCAUACAGAACUAUACUGUGUGUGUAUUUGUAUGAUUGAGCAAGUGGGGAGGAUGUGUAGAGUGAUAAGCACACUUACACAUGUUUGCGAGGGAGUGGGGGAAGAUUUAGUGUCAUGUCCUUCAAGAUGAUUUCUGAUUUUAGUAGUCUUCUGUCAGGCUGACUGCAGGAAUGUCCACCAGAAUUGUUGCCAGAGAAAUUAAUGUUAAUUUCUCUACCAUAAGCCGACUCCAUGUUUAGAGAAUUUGGUAGUACGUCCAACCGGCCUCACAACAGCAGACCAUGUGUGACCACGCCGGAUAGCUGAUAAAAGUGUGAGUUUGCACAACCAAAGAAUUUCUACACAAACUGCCUGCAUGCUCGUCGUCCUCACCAGGGUUUUGACCUGACUGCAGUUCGGCCUCGUAUCAAAGCUUAUUUGUCACGUGCGCUGAAUACAACAGUGAAAUGCUUACUUACAGGCUCUAACCAAAAAAAGGUAUUGGUUGAACAAUUGGUAGGUAAAGAAAUAAAACGGUAAAAAGACAGGCUAUAUACAGUAGACAGGCUAUAUACAGUAGACGAGCUAUAUACAUAGAGUGCCCGAGAUGGCAUAGCAGUUCAGACGUCUUUUGUCCUCGUCUUGUCGUGUCCUGUAAUAUAUAUAUAUAUAUUUACAACUUUUUUUCACAUACAUUUUAUUUUCCAUCAACUCAUCUUCAAAACACUCUCCUGCAACCCGCCUCACCAAUUUAUAUUUAUAAAUAAGUAUUAUUUACCUCAAAUCUGCAAUCCUCCAAGAAGCUAGCCAGAAGCUAACCAGGAGCUAGCCAGGAGCUAGCUAGAAGCUAAUCAGAAGCUAGUUAGCUUCUUUACUGGCAAAUCGUUAGUAUUCAGCUAACCACGGUUUGUGGUCAUCAGCUAUCCUUUAGCUCGAAAAUCUAUCGCCAGUUUUGUACGGCGCGGCUCGGAACGGAACAUACCGGACCAUUUUUUUCUCUCCAUGUCCUUGGAUUUCAACUGCUCUCUGGACAUUCAUUCCCGGAUCUCACAGCUAGCUAGCUGCUAUCCGUGUGUCUAUCUGCUCUCGUCGAUUCCGGAGCAAACAUCAAUUACUCCGGAGCUAGCCAGCUCCGUCAAUCACUCCUGAGCUCCGUCAAUCACUCCUGGGCUGCAGUCACCUAUCCGGACCCGUUUUACUGCCUACGCGGAGCCCCACCGGGCCUUCACAACUGGACUGCCGACGUUAUCUACCCGAAGAAGAUCCGGCUGGCUCCUCCGUCGCGACGUUACCUGAACGCCCAUCUGCGGCCUGCUAACCGUUAGCUGUCUUACCGGCUGCUCUCAGAAUAGACAAUCGGACAAUUUAUUUAUUUUUAUUAUUAUUAUGUUUCUUCUUGGGCCUCUAUAACUAUAUCUAUUGUUUUUAUUUUUGUUGUUGUGUGAUUUGGACUAAUCCCCUCUACCACACGGAACCCCACUAAUCUACUGACGGAACGCAAGAGGUGGCUAACAACAGACCUCCAUCCUAUGCUAGCUUGCUACCGAUGUCCUGGCUAGCUGUCUAAAUCGCCGUGACCCCCAACCACUCCACUCACUGGACUCUUUUGAUCACUCGACUAAGGAUGCCUCUCCUUAGUGUCAAUAUGUCUUGUCCAUUGCUGUUCUGGUUAGUGUUUAUUGGCUUAUUUCACUGUAGAGCCUCUAGUCCUGCUCACUAUACCUUAUCCAAUUUAUUAGUUCCACCACCCACACAUGCAAUGACAUCUCCUGGUUUCAAUGAUGUUUCUAGAGACAAUAUCUCUCUCUUCAUCACUCAAUACCUAGGUUUACCUCCACUGUAUUCACAUCCUACCAUACCUUUGUCUGUACAUUAUACCUUGAUGCUAUUUUAUCACCCCCAGAAACCUCCUUUUACUCUCUGUUCCAGACGUUCUUGACGACCAAUUCUUAUUGCUUUUAGCCGUACCCCUAUUCUUCUCCUAUGUUCCUCUGGCGAUGUAGAGGUGAAUCCAGGCCCUGCAGUGCCUAGCUCCACUCCUAUUCCCCAGGCGCUCUCUUUUGAUGACUUCUGUAACCGUAAUAGCCUUGGUUUCAUGCAUGUUAACAUUAGAAGCCUCCUCCCUAAGUUUGUUCUAUUCACUGCUUUAGCACACUCUGCCAACCCGGAUGUUCUAGCUGUGUCUGAAUCCUGGCUUAGGAAGACCACCAAAAAUUCUGAAAUUUUAAUUCCAAAUUACAACAUUUUCAGACAAGAUAGAACUGCCAAAGGGGGCGGUGUUGCAAUCUACUGCAAAGAAAGCCUGCAGAGUUCUGUCCUACUAUCCAGGUCUGUACCCAAACAAUUUGAACUUCUACUUUUAAAAAUCCACCUCUCUAAAAACAAGUCUCUCACUGUUGCCGCCUGCUAUAGACCACCCUCUGCCCCCAGCUGUGCUCUGGACACCAUAUGUGAACUGAUUGCCCCCCAUCUAUCUUCAGAGCUCGUGCUGCUAGGCGACCUAAACUGGAACAUGCUUAACACCCCAGCCAUCCUACAAUCUAAACUUGAUGCCCUCAAUCUCACUCAAAUUAUCAAUUAACCUACCAGGUACCCCCCCAAAGCCUUAAACACGGGCACCCUCAUAGAUAUCAUCCUAACCAACUUCCCCUCUAAAUACACCUCUGCUGUCUUCAACCAAGAUCUCAGCGAUCACUGCCUCAUUGCCUGCAUCCGUAAUGGGUCAGCGGUCAAACGACCUCCACUCAUCACUGUUAAACGCUCCCUGAAACACUUCAGCGAGCAGGCCUUUCUAAUCGACCUGGCCGGGGUAUCCUGGAAGGAUAUUGAUCUCAUCCCGUCAGUAGAGGAUGCCUGGAUAUUUUUUUAAAUGCCUUCCUAACCAUCUUAAAUAAACAUGCCCCAUUCAAGAAAUUUAGAACCAGGAACAGAUAUAGCCCUUGGUUCUCCCCAGACCUGACUGCCCUUAACCAACACAAAAACAUCCUAUGACGUUCUGCAUUAGCAUCGAACAGCCCCGUGAUAUGCAGCUGUUCAGGGAAGCUAGAAACCGUUAUACACAGGCAGUUAGAAAAGCCAAGGCUAGCUUUUUCAAGCAGAAAUUUGCUUCCUGCAACACUGACUCAAAAAAGUUCUGGGACACUGUAAAGUCCAUGGAGAAUAAGAACACCUCCUCCCAGCUGCCCACUGCACUGAAGAUAGGAAACACUGUCACCACUGAUAAAUCCACCAUAAGUGAGAAUUUCAAUAAGCAUUUUUCUACGGCUGGCCAUGCUUUCCACCUGGCUACUCCUACCCCGGUCAACAGCACUGCACCCCCAACAGCAACUCGCCCAAGCCUUCCCCAUUUCUCCUUCUCCCAAAUCCAUUUAGCUGGUGUUCUGAAAGAGCUGAAAAAUCUGGACCCCUACAAAUCAGCCAGGCUAGACAAUCUGGACCCUUUCUUUCUAAAAUUAUCUGCCGAAAUUGUUGCCACCCCUAUUACUAGCCUGUUCAACCUCUCUUUCGUGUCGUCUGAGAUUCCCAAAGAUUGGAAAGCAGCUGCGGUCAUCCCCCUCUUCAAAGGGGGGGACACUCUUGACCCAAACUGCUACAGACAUAUCUAUCCUACCAUGCCUUUCUAAGGUCUUCGAAAGCCAAGUCAACAAACAGAUUACCGACCAUUUCGAAUCUCACCAUACCUUCUCUGCUAUGCAAUCUGGUUUCAGAGCUGGCCAUGGGUGCACCUCAGCCACGCUCAAGGUCCUAAACGAUAUCUUAACCGCCAUCGAUAAGAAACAUUACUGUGUAGCCGUAUUCAUUGAUCUGGCCAAGGCUUUCGACUCUGUCAACCACCACAUCCUCAUCGGCAGACUCGACAGCCUCGCCUGGUUCACCAACUACUUCUCUGAUAGAGUUCAGUGUGUCAAAUCGGAGGGUCUGCUGUCCGGACCUCUGGCAGUCUCUAUGGGGGUGCCACAGGGUUCAAUUCUUGGACCGACUCUCUUCUCUGUAUACAUCAAUGAGGUCGCUCUUGCUGCUGGUGAGUCCCUGAUCCACCUCUCCGCAGACGACACCAUUCUGUAUACUUCCGGCCCUUCUUUGGGCACUGUGUUAACAACCCUCCAGGCAAGCUUCAAUGCCAUACAACUCUCCUUCCGUGGCCUCCAAUUGCUCUUAAAUACAAGUAAAACUAAAUGCAUGCUCUUCAACUGAUCGCUACCUGCACCUACCCGCCUGUCCAACAUCACUACUCUGGACGGCUCUGACUUAGAAUACGUGGACAACUACAACUACUUAGAUGUCUGGUUAGACUGUAAACUCUCCUUCCAGACCCAUAUCAAACAUCUCCAAUCCAAAGUUAAAUCUAGAAUUGGCUUCCUAUUUCGCAACAAAGCAUCCUUCACUCAUGCUGCCAAACAUACCCUUGUAAAACUGACCAUCCUACCAAUCCUCGACUUUGGCGGUGUCAUUUACAAAAUAGCCUCCAAUACCCUACUCAACAAAUUGGAUGCAGUCUAUCACAGUGCAAUCCGUUUUGUCACCAAAGCCCCAUAUACUACCCACCAUUGCGACCUGUAAGCUCUCGUUGGCUGGCCCUCGCUUCAUACUCGUCGCCAAACCCACUGGCUCCAUGUCAUCUACAAGACCCUGCUAGGUAAAGUCCCCCCUUAUCUCAGCUCGCUGGUCACCAUAGCAUCUCCCACCUGUAGCACACGCUCCAGCACGCUCUCUAGUCACCCCCAAAACCAAUUCUUUCUUUGGCCGCCUCUCCUUCCAGUUCUCUGCUGCCAAUGACUGGAACGAACUACAAAAAUCUCUGAAACUGGAAACACUUAUCUCCCUCACUAGCUUUAAGCACCAACUGUCAGAGCAGCUCACAGAUUACUGCACCUGUACAUAGCCCACCUAUAAUUUAGCCCAAACAACUACCUCUUUCCCAACUGUAUUUAAUUUAUUUAUUUAUUUUGCUCCUUUGCACCCCAUUAUUUUAUUUCUACUUUGCACAUUCUUCCAUUGCAAAACUACCAUUCCAGUGUUUUACUUGCUAUAUUGUAUUUACUUUGCCACCAUGGCCUUUUUUGCCUUUACCUCUCUUCUCACCUAAUUUGCUCACAUUGUAUAUAGACUUGUUUAUACUGUAUUAUUGACUGUAUGUUUGUUUUACUCCAUGUGUAACUCUGUGUUGUUGUAUCUGUCGAACUGCUUUGCUUUAUCUUGGCCAGGUCGCAAUUGUAAAUGAGAACUUGUUCUCAACUUGCCUACCUGGUUAAAUAAAGGUGAAAUAAAAAAAAUAAAAAAAAAUACAGUAGACAGGCUACAUACAGACGCUGGGUAGUCAGGCUGAUUGAGGUAAUAGGUACAUGUAGAUAUGGUUAAAGUGACUAUGCAUAUAUGAUGAACAGAGAGUAGCAGUAGCGUAAAAGGGUGGGUGGGGCACAAUGCAGAUAGCCCGGUUAGCCAAUGUGCGGGAGCACGAGUUGGUCGGCCCAAUUGAGGUAGUAUGUACAUGAAUGUAUAGUUAAAGUGACUAUGCAUAUAUAAUAAACAGAGAGUAGCAGCAGCGAAAAGGGUGUUGGGGGGGGGCACACAAUGCACAUAGCCCGUGUAACCAUUUGGUUACCUGUUCAGGAGUCUUACAUUUACAUUUAAGUCAUUUAGCAGACGCUCUUAUCCAGAGCUACUUACAAAUUGGUGCAUUCACCUUAUGACAUCCAGUGGAACAGCCACUUUACAAUAGUGCAUCUAAAUCUUUUAAGGGGGGGGGGUGAGAAGGAUUACUUUAUCCUAUCCUAGGUAUUCCUUAAAGAAGUGGGGUUUCAGGUGUCUCCGGAAGGUGGUGAUUGACUCCGCUGUCCUGGCGUCGUGAGGGAGUUUGUUCCACCAUUGGGUCUUAUUGCUUGGGGGUAAAAACUGUUGAGAAUCCUUUUUGUCCUAGACUUGGCACUCCGGUACCGCUUGCCAUGCGGUAGUAGAGAGAACAGUCUAUGACUGGGGUGGUUGGGGUCUUUGACCAUUUUUAGGGCCUUCCUCUGACACCGCCUGGUGUAUAGGUCCUGGAUGGCAGGCAGCUUAGUCCCAGUUAUGUACUGGGCCGUACACAUUGGGGAUGAAUCAGAAUUAGUUGGGUAACAUAGAUAAGAUGUUUUAUUUUCAUAUGCUUGUGAGAUACUUGUCAUUUAGAAGUUAUCUUUUUGUACUAUAGUGUUGGCCAUUUGCAGUUAUCCUUUCUCUGUCCUGGGUUCAGUUACUGGGGCCACACAGAGGGGAGAGGUCAGGCUUGUCAUGUGUAAACGUAUCUUUUAAACCAUGUGAAGGGAUGAUUGAGGGGGAACCAAUUAUUUCUUGGCUCCACAAUGUCUGUGUUCCAGUCACUCCCUACUUUGCCCAUCGGGGAGAGGAGGAUGGCAGUGUCUGGAACCAUUCUAUGUUCCCUCUGAGGUUUGCCCUUAUUUAUCUUGACCUAGAGGCUCACUCUCCUCUCCGUGAGAUUGUCCAGGAUGGGUUGUAUUUGGGAUGGGAGUAUCUAAAAUGACAAUUGAUAUAUACCAUUGGAUGAGGUUAUGUCUUGGUACUGUUUUGUACCAAGAAUGAGACAAGCUUCGUUUAGGAGACCAAACUGAAUGACAAUUUAUAGCUAAAUACUGUCUGGCGAUGGGAUACUCCUCUCUCAAGUAAAAUCUUUCCUUGUGAAAGUUCCUAUUAUCUGUGUUUUGUCAUGUCGACUAGGGGUGUGGAUCUUUGCUAUAAAAGAUCUGUUGCCAUUAUGCUGACCACUCAACUUUUCAUUAGAGAUACUGAAAUGUUUAAAGUCAAAAUGCUAUUGCAAAAGAUUAAUUAUUAUUAAAGGUGAAGAUUAAGCAUAA
Molecule: messenger RNA, 11541 nt
Organism: Oncorhynchus keta (chum salmon)
Lineage: Eukaryota; Metazoa; Chordata; Actinopteri; Salmoniformes; Salmonidae
Product: paraspeckle component 1
Exons: 9
Coding region: 147-1775 (542 amino acids)
Biological process (GO): regulation of DNA-templated transcription
Cellular component (GO): nucleus
Molecular function (GO): RNA binding
Source: RefSeq, a predicted model, not a curated record